Molecule: messenger RNA, 995 nt
Organism: Lacerta agilis (Sand lizard)
Lineage: Eukaryota; Metazoa; Chordata; Lepidosauria; Squamata; Lacertidae
Gene: C2H3orf49
Product: chromosome 2 C3orf49 homolog
Exons: 4
Coding region: 10-771 (253 amino acids)
Source: RefSeq, a predicted model, not a curated record
CAAAGAGUCAUGCCUAUUAAUUCAGUGAGAGAGGAGGAUAGGCGGAUGCGUCAAGGACAGCUGUCUGACAGCUCUGAAACUCUUGAGUUCCAUGUGGGCAAGAAAAAGAGCCUUAUGAAACAGUUUAGGGCAACAAUGAGAAAGUUAUUCCCUUUCUAUCAGAAGGCAAGGAAGAAGGCCAAGCUCCAUGGUGAUGAUGGCUCUCCAAAACCAGUGAUGUCUAAGACGACUCAGUCUGUUCCCCCUAAGUAUCAUGCCUUUCCAAGGGCUAUUCGGACCUUACCUUCUCCAAAAGUAUUUCCAGCACUGAAAAGGAAGAAGCUUUUACGGAACGCAUCAAUUCAGCUGGAUGUGAACAUUGUGGAAGAACAUGCACAAAGCAUGCACGGGACAAACACAGUUGUGCAAGCAAGACGGAUGAUGCGCCGCAUCUCAGUGGUGUCGUUGCCACCUGGGAUCCGAAAGGUUUCCUAUUUGGCAAAAAAGAAAAAUUUCUCAGUGUUCAAAAAGAAGAAGAAAAGUAUGCCACCAGUAUGGUACCAUUCAGACAUAACACUAGGGAAGCUUCAAAUGCAGGUGGAUAAUCUCUUGGAUAACAUCAGUGAAAAAUCCAUCCAGCUACUGGCUCUGAGAAGUGCAGAGCUGCAGCAGUGUGAGUCUUUGGGAGACAGGAUACUGCAGUCCUCCAAGCAGUUCCAAAGGGUUUCCUUAAGAACCACAAAAAAGCACAAACUGAAAAACAUGUGUUUUCCAUGUAGAUGCUGUUGCUAAUAUCCUUCUAUUUUUCUUUCUUUUAAAAAUAUUACUCAAGCUGAAAGUGAACCACUUGCCAAGACUCUUCUAAUAGCUGAUUAACCGUCUCAGAAAGGUCAAAGUAGAUUAAGAUUUGCUGCUACUGUCAAAGCCAGCAGCAAUUCAUGUUUUUGCUAUUUCUUCCUUUUGUUGGCCUCCAUAUUUCUCAAGAGCCAAGGGAGUGCGCCUCCGGGGGGGGGGGA